AUGAGUACCCAGGAGGUAGAGCAAUUACGGACCGAGGGAAAUGCGUACUUUCAGGCUGGUAAGUAUCAGCGUGCCGUGGAGCUGUACACGCAGGCGAUUGAGAUCUCAAAGACAACAACCCUCCUCUGUAACCGCGCCUUUGCGUAUCUGAAGCUAGAACUCCCCGGUGCAGCUCUAUCCGACGCGGAUGAGGCAAUUCAGUUGGAGCCGGGCCUUCCCAAAGCCCACUACCGCAAGGCCUCAGCGCAUCUUUUCCUGGGCAAAUACAAAGAAGCCCUUAAGGAUUUAAAAUUAGUGCUCCAGUUGGUACCCACGGACAAGGAUGCCAAGAUGAAGUACGAUUUGUGUGAAAAGGAAAUAAAGCGGAUACGUUUUGAGAACGCUAUUAAAUCUAAAGAUUCUUUGCCCAUCUCGAGCACGAUUAAGCUGGGGGUGAUUCCUGAAAGCUAUACCGGGCCGAGGAUCGAGAACGACACGAUCACCGUAGAGUUCGCGGAGGCCGCGAAGGAAUAUUUUAGGGCGCAAAACAACAUUCAUCGCCGCGAUGUGGUCUUUAUUCUUCUUGAGCUUCUUAACUUUUUCAAGACGCAGCCCAACGUCGUUUCGAUUAGCAUACCCGAUGGGGAGGAGAUCACGGUCUGUGGGGAUACCCACGGUCAGUUCUAUGACCUGCUCAACAUCUUCGCAAUCAAUGGGAACCCUUCGUGCACGAAUCGCUACCUUUUUAACGGCGAUUUCGUCGACCGCGGCUCGUACUCCGUUGAGAAUGUGAUGACGCUGUUUAUUUACAAGCUGCUCUACCCGGAGCACGUCUUUCUCGCCCGCGGGAAUCACGAGGGCGUAGGGAUGAACCGCGUCUACGGUUUCGAAGGGGAGGUGCGCGCGAAGUACUCGCCCGAGGUGUUCGACUUGUUUACAGAGGUAUUUAACGCGCUUCCUAUUGGGCACAUCAUCAAUAAUGAGGUGUUUGUAGUCCAUGGCGGUUUGUACUCCGACGACAACGUCACGAUCGAGGAUUUACAGAAACCAAACCGCUUCCGAGACAUCCCGGAGAACGGGUUGUUGUGUGAGAGUUUAUGGGCGGAUCCGCAGCCGAUGCCCGGGCGGACGCCGAGCAAACGCGGCGUCGAUUGCCCCUCCUUCGGUCCAGACGUUACGGAGAGGUUCCUCGCGCAUAACCACCUCAAGCUCUUGGUGCGCUCGCAUGAGGUGAAGGAUGAGGGGUAUGUGGUGGAGCAUAAUGGCAAGUGUAUCACGGUGUUUAGCGCGCCCAACUACUGCGAUCAAAUGGGGAAUAAGGGCGCCUUCGUGCGGUUUAAGGCGGGUGAAAUGGUGCCGAAGUUUACGACGUUUACCCACGUCCAACAUCCGGGGGUGCGUGCGAUGCGGUAUUCAUCGGGUUUGGGGCUUUUUUAA
Messenger RNA from Phytomonas sp. EM1, 1416 nucleotides. The record is from the annotation of a GenBank genome assembly. Lineage: Eukaryota; Euglenozoa; Kinetoplastea; Trypanosomatida; Trypanosomatidae.